AACAGGCUUUGGCCCUUUCCAAUAUGGCGGACGCAUUGGCGUAUCAAAAUAGCUAGCAACGCAGUCUACCGUUUUCAAAUGUACAGCGCGUAAGUAAGAGUCCCGCUUACUUUUCCGCCAGGAUUUGAACCGUUGCUGAUGAUGUGGAGGCGUUUACGUUUACGGCUGCACUUUAGUUAGCAGCAAGUAAUGAUGUAUCUAGGAAAUCAAUCGUCUGAACGGCGAUACUGAUCUUGGAAAGUAAAUUAGAGAUGAGCUAAAUAGUGAACUUAGCUUUCCUGUUUGUUUGGAUUGUGUACACAACAGCACCUAAAACAUGUCUCUGACCCCGGAGAAAGCUUCUGAACUAAAACAGAUCAUUCAGGAUCAGCUGAUUAAGAUGGACAUCCACAGGAAGAUCCGGGAUGUGGUUGCUGAGGCAGUGCGGUGUGAAGGGGACCGGGGAGAGGAGCAGCCUCUGUCUGAAGAGGACCUGCUGAGGGCACUGCAGCGCAGGGGCAUUGUGGAGGACGCCAUGAAGCAGCUUAGUUUCACUAAUACAGCAUGUUCAGAAACAGAGGCAGAGGAUCUGGACAAGUCUCCAGCUCGUGUAACUGAGAAGGGCAUUACCCACCUUAAAACAGCCAAUAUAAGUCCACUGAGGAGGUACUUGUACCUGCAGGUUCUGGGGGGUAAGGCCUUCCUUGAGCACCUACAGGAGCCAGAGCCUUUACCUGGUCAGGUGUGUUCUAUCUUCACACUCCACCUUCACUUCCGCAACCAACGCUUUCACUCCAAACCUGUGCCCUGUGCUUGUGAACCAGACUUACAAGAGGGUUUUCUUUUAGAAGUACACAGAGAUGGUCCAGGUGAUGCCAGUAAAAUGGCUGAUGCCACCACCAUGUUGUCCAUUUGUGACCCGGUGCACAUGGUGUUGAUUCGGACAGACACUGCAGGAGACACGACACUCGUCUCUUCUUAUUUCUUGGACUGGCGAUCUGUCCUCUGUGCUCCCAAUGGAAAGACAUCAGUGUCUGUGGAGCUGCUUGGUGUAGGCAAUGAGUGUAAAGUGCCUGCUGGUGUACUUAAUCUCAAGCUGGAAUUGUAUCCUCCCCUAAGUGAGACUCUGAGCCCUGAAGUCAUCAGCACACAGCGAUCACUGGAGCGGCAAAAGAGUGCAGAGAAAGAGCGUUUAUUUUUGGUCUAUGCUAAGCAGUGGUGGAGGGAGUUCUUAGAAAUACGACCGUCUCACCAAUCCAAGCUGGUUAAGAUCUUUGCUCAAGAUGAGAAUGGGGUGAACAGAUCCGUGUGUUCGUACGUCUGUGUCUUGCGUGCUGGCCGGCUGUUGGAAAGUCCACGGCAGGCGGCUCGCUUUGUGAGUCUGCUGGCUCAGGAGAGGGUGCCGGUGCUGGGGGGAGGAACACGUCCUGAGCAGUGGUGCACUAUGAUGGCAUUCCUCUGUAGGAACAAGGGUGAUUGUGAGGACCAUGCCACACUGCUGUGUAGCCUGCUGCUAGGCUUUGGCCUGAAUGCUUAUGUCUGUGUAGGCACCAAAGCGAAAAACAUCCCUCACACCUGGGUGAUGACCUGUGGUACUGAUGGCACUGUCACUUUCUGGGAGAGUCAGACAGCACACAGGUACCUACAUCAGCCAGUAGACCCUGAGGCUCCCCCACUAGUUCUUCAGCCCAAACCCACCUACCCUUACCGCACGAUUGGUUGUAUUUUCAACCACAAGACUUUCUUGGCGAAUUGCCAGCCUUCAGACUCAGUGGAGUUAUGUGUGUUUGACUUCCUGGAUGCUUCACGCUGGAAGGCUAUGAGUGAAGAGGCUAUUUGUUCAGUUUGUUCUCAGAGUCCUCCUAUUCCUCCUCUGUGUCCUCCAUCAGUGCAGGCCAAUGAUGCCAGCAACCAACUAGAGCUUGAGCUGCGCUACUUGAUUACUGAGCACAGGAAGGAUAUUGGUAUGGCUACAGUGUGGGAUGAUCACCUGUCCUAUCUGCUCUCAUCUGCUCUGGCAGCCUAUGAGCUGGAGCGCUGUACAGGCAUGUCAUGUGGAAAUGAAGAGUUUCAGGAUGCUGUUCGAAGAGCUGUACCCGAUGGACACACAUUUAAAGGCUUUCCUAUUCAGUUUUUACACCGUAAUGCACGCAGAGCUUUUGCUACCUGCCUCAGGUCACCGUUCUGUGAGGAGGUUGUGUCUUGUCGGGGAGAUCAUGUCCGUCUGGCAGUGCGGGUGCGUGUGUUUCCCUAUCUCGAGUCAGCCUGUGCUGUCUGGAUCAUGUUUGCCUGCAAAUACAGAUCAGUGCUGUAAUCAGAAGUCAACACUCUGUGUGUCUUUCAAAUAAUAGUAAUAUGUGGUUUUGUUGGACAUUUGGGUGGUCUUCAUAGAAAAUAUUUUUGUUUUUAUUAUAGUUAUUUGUAUUAAAAUCUGUGACUUUUCCUAUUGGCAA
Molecule: messenger RNA, 2432 nt
Organism: Tachysurus vachellii
Lineage: Eukaryota; Metazoa; Chordata; Actinopteri; Siluriformes; Bagridae
Gene: cep76
Product: centrosomal protein 76
Exons: 12
Coding region: 317-2293 (658 amino acids)
Source: RefSeq, a predicted model, not a curated record